Messenger RNA from Anopheles aquasalis, 858 nucleotides. RefSeq lists its product as uncharacterized. Lineage: Eukaryota; Metazoa; Arthropoda; Insecta; Diptera; Culicidae. The record is from RefSeq and is a predicted model, not a curated record.
AGGUCAUUACAGGCGUUUCUUCUCUUCCAGGCGCAACCGUGACGAACCGAAACGGUACAGCGCAGUGCGAGACUACGAGAAAGCAGCGCAAGCAGCAGCGAUCCCGAAAGUGACCCCGAACACCAACGAAAAACAACGAUGAAUCAGGUAGCCGGUGCUGGAAGUUUGAGUGUGGUGGUGGUGGUGGUGGUGCUGCUGGUCGGCGUGAUGUCACCGGCCGUCACCGAGGCAUCACUGUACGGACCGUUCGGUCCGUUCGGUGCCGCCGGCCAGUUCGGUCCGGUUGGCGGUGGGUACGGUGCCGGUGCCUACCCCGGUCUCUACCCCGGUGUCUACCCCGGUGCCUACCCGCUCCCAUCGCAGCUGCCUGGCUUCGGUUUGCCAGCGGCCUUCUUACCGCCCGGACUCGGCCUAGGACGGGCCGCGGUGCCCACCGCACCGGUGGUCACGCUACCGGCCGCUACCCCCGCCGUCACCAACCUCCGUAACGUCGUGUCCGGCUCGGACGUCCUGUCGCGGCUGGCCGUGGCGGAGCUGCCGGAGGAUUUGCAGAAGCGCGCCCAGGAUCUGCAGGCGGCCAGCGAGCAGGGUUUCGACGCGUGCGACGACCUGCUGGCAACGCCCGGUGCCUACUGGCAGUACAAGCGCUGCCAGGCGUUCCAGCUCCGCAAUGCCCUCACCGCGGCCAAGGCCCUCGAGCAGGAGGCAACCGCUCGUGCUGAGGCAGCUGCUGCUGCUGCUGCUGCUGCCGCUGCUGCCGCCGCUGCCGCCACCGCUGCCGAGGCUCCGGCCGCUUAAACUGUGAGAGAAGGCCGGUGACGCUCAUUCGGAUCAUUAAACUUUCUUCUGCAUAAUUUA